AUGGAACAAAGCGGACGGCAGGCGUGGAUAGAGCGAUGGAGAUGCGUCACCUACAUGGUGGCAUUGAUGACAUUGUGGAGCGAAGCGUCAGCUCAGAUUCGAUAUUCCGUAUCCGAGGAGGUUAAAGAAGGAAGUGUUGUGGGAAACCUAGCAAAAGACUUGGGAAUUGACAAGGCGACGCUGAAAGACAGAGAGUAUCGCAUUGUCGGCGGUUCAACGGAACCUCUUUUUCACUUGAACGGAGACGACGGCAUCCUGUACGUCAGCAGGAAAGUGGACAGGGAAGAGAUCUGUGAACGAAGCGAUGCGUGUGUGAUAAACCUUAAAACGGUACUGGAAAACCCGCUGGAAAUCCAUUAUGUGACCAUAGAGGUGCUGGAUGUAAACGACCACUCCCCCAUUUUCCCAGAGAAAGAGAAACGGCUGCAGAUAUUUGAAUCGACGUUACCGGGCGCACGGUUCCAGCUCCAACCCGCCCGUGACCCAGACGGGGGUCCGUUUUCUGUGCAGCAGUACAAACUGAGUCCAAAUGACCACUUUCGUUUGGAGGUUAAGGAGCGAGGCGAAGACCGUAAGAUGCCCUUCCUGGUUUUACAGAAGCUGUUAGACAGGGAGGCUGCGAGGGAACACACGCUUCUGCUUUCAGCUCUUGAUGGUGGGAGACCAGUGCGCUCUGGAACAAUAGAAAUACUGAUUGAGGUGCUUGAUGUUAACGACAAUUCGCCAGUUUUUACAAAAGAUACUUAUUCUGUUAUAUUAAAUGAAAACACACCUCCUGGCACGUUAGUUGUACAGGUUAAUGCGACAGAUUCGGAUGCAGGCGCGAACAGCGAAAUCGUUUACUCAUUUGGCAAAGAAGUGGACUUAAAUGUGCAGAAACUAUUUACCAUAGACGCAGAGACUGGAGAAAUUAAAGUGAUAGGUGUGAUUGAUUUUGAAGUGAAGAAAAGCUAUGAAAUUGAUAUACAAGCGUCAGAUAAAGGCCCCGUUCCUUUGUCCACUGACAAAACUGUGGUAAUAAAAGUAGUCGACCUUAAUGAUAAUCCUCCACAGAUUGAAGUCACGUCAUUUUCAAAAUCAGUUCCUGAGGACUGCAGAAUCGGGACAACAGUUGCUCUGAUUAGUGUCAAUGAUUUGGAUUCAGGCCUCAAUGGAAAAGUGUCUUGCUUUAUACGCGAGGAUUCUCCUUUCGCUAUUUCUCCGUCCUUGCAGGAUAAUAUGUACGCCAUAGUGACCAAGUCCAGACUCGACAGGGAAGAAAAGUUUUCUUAUGAACUAACAGUUGUUGCGAAGGACACCGGUGAGCCCCCACUCUCAUCUGAAAAGACAAUAACUGUUGUCGUAUCAGAUAAGAACGAUAACGUACCACAGUUUUCACUGAGUCCGUAUACAUUUUAUAUUAGAGAAAAUAAUGACAGAGUAGCAGCGAUCUUUUCAGUCACGGCAUCUGAUCUAGACGCUGGUGAAAACGCGCGUAUUUCUUAUCACAUUCAGCGGGAGAGCAGGGGAGACAGUAUGGGUCAGUUUUUAAAUAUUAACUCGGAAAACGGAGACAUCAUGGCGCUAAAAAGUUUUGACUUUGAAACGGUGAAAACUUUCCAGUUCCACGUUGUUGCGUCAGAUUCUGGAACUCCGUCACUGAGCAGCAACGUCACAGUGAACGUGUUCAUUCUGGAUCAGAACGACAACGCUCCAGUCAUCCUGUAUCCAGUCAGCUCCAACGGUUCUGCUGAAGGUGUGGAGGAGAUUCCCCGCAAUGUGAACGCAGGACACUUGGUGACUAAAGUCAGAGCCUAUGACGCUGAUAUAGGAUAUAACGGCUGGUUACUGUUUUCACUGCAGGAAGUGACUGACCACAGUCUCUUUGGGUUUGACCGCUAUACAGGACAGAUCAGAACACUUCGCUCAUUCACAGAGACAGACGAGGCUGAGCACAAGCUGCUCAUACUGGUCAAAGACAAUGGGAAUGUGUCACUCUCAGCAACAGCUACUGUCAUUGUAAAAGUUGUGGAGCCCAAAGAAGCUUUUGCAGCUUCUGAUGUGAAAAGUUCGUCAAAAGCAGAUGAGGACAGUAAUGUGACUUUUUACCUGAUGAUAACUGUGGGCUCAGUUUCAGCUCUUUUUCUCGUCAGUAUCAUCGUGCUGAUUUCAAUGCAGUGCUCAAAGUCCACAGACUACACUUCCAAAUAUGUACCAGAGCCUAAUUAUGAUGGGACACUGUGUCACAGCAUCCAGUACAGAUCUGGAGACAAACGCUACAUGUUAGUUGGACCCAGGAUGAGUAUAGGAUCUACUAUAGGCCCAGGAAGCCAGGCCAAUACACUAAUGCUCCCUGACAGGAGAGGGAUAUCCGGAGAGGUAAGAUUAUGUUUGUUGAAAAUGUGA
Molecule: messenger RNA, 2385 nt
Organism: Limanda limanda (common dab)
Lineage: Eukaryota; Metazoa; Chordata; Actinopteri; Pleuronectiformes; Pleuronectidae
Product: protocadherin alpha-3-like
Exons: 1
Coding region: 1-2385 (794 amino acids)
Biological process (GO): homophilic cell-cell adhesion
Cellular component (GO): plasma membrane
Molecular function (GO): calcium ion binding
Source: RefSeq, a predicted model, not a curated record